Messenger RNA from Bolinopsis microptera, 611 nucleotides. RefSeq names its product D-aminoacyl-tRNA deacylase 1-like. The coding region runs from base 68 to 535 and encodes 155 amino acids. Lineage: Eukaryota; Metazoa; Ctenophora; Tentaculata; Lobata; Bolinopsidae. The transcript has 5 exons. Gene Ontology annotation, molecular function: D-tyrosyl-tRNA(Tyr) deacylase activity. The record is from RefSeq and is a predicted model, not a curated record. Gene Ontology annotation, cellular component: cytoplasm. Gene Ontology annotation, biological process: tRNA metabolic process.
GAAAAGAGACCGAACCUGGAGUUGAUGUCAUGUUUAUAAUUGUGCGAAGAAAUAAUUCAUUAUCGAAAUGAAAGCUAUAGUCCAGAAAGUCACGGAAGCCUCCGUCACAGUUGGUGAACGAUGUACAGGGUCAAUUGGUCGAGGAAUGUGUGUGUUGAUUGGGAUUUCUGCUAAAGAUAGCGAUAGGGAGAUCGAAUGGAUGGCAAACAAGCUGAUAAAGUUGAGGAUAUUUAACAACCCUGAAACAGAUAAACCCUGGGAUGGAGACUUGCUGCAGUGUAAAUUAGCGAUACUCGUCGUCAGUCAGUUCACCCUACAAUGUGUGGUUAAUAAGGGAACAAGACCAGAUUUUCACCAGGCUUUGAAAUCCGAGCAAAGCCUACCAAUGUUUAAUAAAUUUCUGGAUGUUCUCAGAUCGAAGAUUCCAAACGCCGAAAAUCUUGUCCAAGUGGGCGAGUUCGGAGCGUUUAUGCAAGUGCACAUUCAGAAUGAUGGACCGGUUACUAUACCGAUAGAAUCACCAGAGAGCAUAUAGACGCGGUAAAGAUAAUUUACCAACCCAGCUAGAUUGUGCAAUGUGCAACAAAGAUCGUGUUAAAAGGAGAACAAAC